AUGAAAACCGUUGCCGAUUAUACGAGCACGCCGCACCGCGAGCAACGACACGGCAGCCGCUAUUGGCCCCUCGGCCCGCUGUUCCGGUUUCGUUUAUAUUAUUGUUAUCAUUGUUCGGAAGCCGGCAACAGACCAUGUGCUCUCGAGACUUCUGCCGUACCGGAGAGGGGAGAGUUUCGACUGCUCGGCGGGUGGCGCGACGACGAGGGGUUACUCGGCGGCUGCGGCUUCGGCGUGGACGGCGAAGGGUUACGGCGGUGGACCGGGGCCAGGUGUUCGGUUCCAUAA
This is a messenger RNA of Macrosiphum euphorbiae (potato aphid), 288 nucleotides long. The record is from the annotation of a GenBank genome assembly. NCBI's taxonomy places the organism in Eukaryota, Metazoa, Arthropoda, Insecta, Hemiptera, Aphididae.